This is a messenger RNA of Bacillus rossius redtenbacheri, 4612 nucleotides long. Its product is annotated as scoloptoxin SSD14-like. Gene Ontology annotation, biological process: glutathione catabolic process. The coding region runs from base 2296 to 4395 and encodes 699 amino acids. The record is from RefSeq and is a predicted model, not a curated record. Gene Ontology annotation, cellular component: plasma membrane. Lineage: Eukaryota; Metazoa; Arthropoda; Insecta; Phasmatodea; Bacillidae. The transcript is spliced from 11 exons. Gene Ontology annotation, molecular function: glutathione gamma-glutamate hydrolase.
AAAUAAAAAAAAAUUAAAGUUCAAACACGUGUAUUCAAAAAGAGCUUACAUUACUAUGGGCCUGCCGAAGUGGCCGCAAUUGACGCAGCUUCCCACACAGUUGUAAUUACAGGCGUUGUAACAGCUCACAUUGCAUUACACUGCCUUCACUUAUAUAUCGCAAAUAUUUUUUACAACUUCGGUUAUGAGUAUGGAAUGUAUAGUAUGUCCUGGUUAUAAAUUGUAAUAGUAUCAACUGUAAGCGUGGCAGUGUUUUGGUUCAAGGUCACAAUUAAAGAGAAACUUAAAACAGUUUAAGAUAAGCGCAUGCUCGAAUUCUCGCUCGCAGAGCCACAUACGCAAAAUGGCGACUCCUGAGCGUAAACCGUUUUGUGUUCUGCAAUUUGCUAAGAGUGUGACUGUAAUUUUCAAUUCAACGUGCGUUUCGUCUAGAGUUUAAUGGACGACUUGGGGUAUCCUCCCUCUGACGUCACGGUGUCACGUGGCACAAGGGGAGAGGGGUGGAACUGUGGGAAACAAAGAAAGCAGUCGCUGCCCUAUGCUGCAUAUGGCCGCAAGGAAUCAUUCAGUAUUUUUUCCUUUCAAGCAUUUGAACAAUGGUACAAUUUUGUCAACGAAAAUGCUUUCAACAUAGCUUAUUCCAUUAUCAGUAGCUGUUUGUUUACAUUCUGUGUCUCACAGUUGACAGUGGCGCUUCAACCGGCCGUUACUUGAACUGCUUGGCUCCACCCCAUUUCAAGUGAUCCAUUGCCAAAGUCUCUGACCAUUCGAUUUGUCGUAAUGGUCGAGACUACAGAGCUAUUUUUCGCUGGCCUCCACGUUCACCUGACAUAACGCCAUGCGAAUAUUUUUUUCCCCUUUUAGGGCUAAUGAUUUGCCAGAGUUGAGACACAAUUGAAGAGGCCAUUGCUUCCAUUAUGUACUCCGUAAGUGUUAACCAAAGUGUAGGGAUAAUUGGACUUAAGGUUGGAUGUGAAGGUACACAUAUUGAAAAUUUGUAAUAAAAACUAGGUUAGUUUACCUUUAAUUUGUAAAUAGUCUAAAUUAAACUGUUAUAAUAUACCAUUGAAACUCCGUAUAUUCAUUGCUUGAUCAAAACGAUGGAGGUGAACAUUAUUUGUUUCCUGAAUUUGAAAUGUCAAAUACAAACUGCGUUGCAACUGGAGUUUAAAAGGCGACAAAUGAUUUAAUAACCUCAACAAUGUGUCAAUAACGCACGCUAUGACACAAGUUCUUGUCAUUUCUAAUGAUAAAGUAAAUUUUGAUCAUAGGAUUUCGCGGCCAUUGUCUGAAGUUGCUUGGCUUCUAGGUUGUAGUUUGACUACAACAUAGAAGCAAAGCAACUAAAAAAAAAAAAAAAUCAGUUUACAAAUUUGAUAAUUUCCAGGAGCCAACUUCAAAUGCAUAGUAGUAAAAUUUCAUUAGUACAUAGUUUUUCUAAAUUCCAACUAUGAUGUAAUGAUGUUACGCCUGAUAAUUUCAAGAGCCUACUAUUUGCAUGUGAACUGAAUUGUAAUUUAAUAUAGUUUAAAGACGGUGGUUGCGAUGGGGGGCAUAAUGCCGGAUUAUGAAAGAAUGGAGGAAAAGAGAAGCCAAGAUGAGAUGGGAUACAGCUGUUGCAACAUAUUUAAAAAAUAUAUAUGAGCAAGUCUUUCAGUACUCGCCAGUCAUGUUUAAUUUCUAACCUCGGUAACGAACAAAUUCAUGUGUUCUCAUGUUGCAAAUACACUCAUAAUUCGAAACUCGGAAACGAAAUAUAACGUAGAAUUUCGUUAAAAUAAUGGUGAGCGUGAUAAAUAUAUACGAAAAUUGUGUUUUCAACUACAUUUCUUGACGCGAAUUACACGUUUCCGCACCCUCCAUUAGCAAUCGCUACCGGAGCAUCUACGUCGACUAUCGAAUCAUUUGAUUAGCAAACUGAAAAUUUAAAUUGUGUAAUCAAACUGCUCCGAUAAAAGCGAAAAAGACUUGAAAAAAAAUACUAAAUCAAGGCUUUGAACUUGAUUUUCGACAAUGAAUUUUAUUAAAAUACUGCCCAACUUUGUUUUCAAGCUUUUUCGGCGUAGUUUUGCCUCGCGUGCGCGUAUAACUGCCGGCGGCACGUCACAGAUAACAACAGUUGCGUAAUGAGGAAGCUGUCAGUGCUGCCAACUGUUGCGCGGCGCGCGGCGGAGGAGCGCUGCCCGCGCGGUCACGUGACCGCAGCCGGGCCGUUGUUGACAAGAUGGCGGCCCGCGUGCAGCUGGCGGCGUGACGGAUGUUUUCUCGCGACCGGGCGCGCGCGCACGGGGGAAAAUGGCGCACGGCUGGGAGAACGUGUCGCUGCUGCAGGAGUUCGCGACGGCCGGCGAGGACGUGAAGGACCUGUUCCGCGACGAGUACGGCAUGGAGGACUGGGCGAACAAGGGCGCGUCGCCCGCGCGCCGCGGCACCAUCGUCAACAUGAGCUUCCGGUCGAGCUCCGACUCCGACAGUGACGCGGCAGGUUACGUCAAGGUGGCGCAGGAGGCGCCGGCGUCCCGGGCCGACGGCGGCGGCUCUGACGAAGAUGGCGGCGGGAGGUGGAGGCCGAAGAGACGGGCAGAGAAGUCGCGCUGCAGGCCCAAGCUGCAGAAGCGGCUGGUGCUGCUGAUCGGAGUGGUGCUGCUGGUGAGCGCGGCGGCGGGCGUGGUGCAGCUCAGCUACAGCCUGUCCUCGUCGUCGUCUUCGGGGGCGGGCAGCCGCUCCCUCGAGCCGCCCGACCCGGAGCUGCCGCAGCCGCCGUCGCCGUCCGUCGAGCACCGCUUCCGCACCGCCGCCGUCUGCUCCGACGGCGCGCCCUGCUCCGCCGUCGGCAAGGAGAUACUGGAGAAGAACGGCUCGGUGGUGGACGCGGCCAUCGCGACCAUGUUCUGCAACGGCAUCGUGACCAGCCAGAGUAUGGGGCUGGGCGGGGGCUUCCUCAUGACGCUGUACCUGCGGGGCAGCCAGACCGCGGAGACCCUGGACGCCCGGGAGUCCGCCCCCGCCGCCGCCACGGCUGACAUGUUCCGAGGCAGGCCAGAGUCGUCCCAGACGGGUCCGCUGGCCAUCGGGGUGCCCGGCGAGCUGAAGGGCUACUGGGAGGCCCACAAGAGACACGGCCGGCUGGAGUGGGCGGCGCUGGUCGAGCCGACCAUCAGGAUCUGCGAGCAGGGCUACAACAUGACCAAGCACGUGCAGGACACCUUGGAAAUCCGGGCCGAGAGCAUAUUCAACUCUUCCACCCUCAGGGCCAUGUUCGUGGACCCGGCGACGGGAAAGUUGAAGCGGCAGGGGUCGCUGAUCCGGCCGGGGAAGAUCUGCUCCACCCUGCGGGCCGUCGCGGAGCGCGGGGGAGACGACCUGUACACCGGCGCCCUGGCCAAGACGCUCGCCGAGGACAUAGCAAGCAUGGGGGGCAUCAUCACGGAGGACGACCUGCGCGACUACACGGUGCAGUGGCAGGAGCCGGUGAAGGUGACCUUGAGGGACGGGGAGCGGCUGUUCAGCGUGCCGCCCCCGGGCAGCGGCGUGCUGCUGGCCUUCAUCCUGAACAUUCUGGACGGCUACAACUUCACGCGGGAUGACCUUGGCUCGGUGGCCGCCACCACCACCACCUACCAGCGCGUGAUCGAGGCCUUCAAGUACGCGUACGCCCGCAGGACUGAGCUGGGGGACCCGCGAUACGUCAACGUCGACGACUUGAUCCGUAACUUGACAUCGCAGGAGUACGCUGCUUUAAUACGGAAGAAAAUCCAGGACAAUGCCACGAUGGAUGAUGCAUCCAAGUAUGGAGCUGUGUACUACAAUCAAGAUGACCAUGGCACUUCGCACAUUUCUAUAAUUGCUCCCAACGGUGAUGCAGUGUCUGUUACAAGUACAGUAAACAUUUAUUUUGGUGCCGGGGUGGCCUCUGACCGGACGGGCAUCAUCCUGAACAGCGGCAUGGAUGACUUCUCAGUGCCCGAGUUCAACAACUACUUCGGGCUGCCGUACUCGCCGGCAAACGCCGUCCAGCCGGGCAAGCGCGCCAUGUCGUCCAUGUCGCCCUCCGUGCUGGUCGACCGGAACGGAGACGUCCGGCUGGUGAUCGGGGCCUCUGGCGGAACCAAGAUCACUACAGCCACUGCUUUGGUGAUAAUGAGGUACAUCUGGUUUGGAAACACCAUAAAGGAGGCUGUUGAUGCCAGCCGGAUACACCACCAGUUGUUCCCAAUGGAAGUCCAGUACGAGUAUGGUGUUUUGGAUGGAGUUGUCAAAAGCUUAGCGAAGAUCGGCCACAACAUGACUCGGUACAGGAAUCGAGGGUCGAUCAUCUGUGCUAUUGCUAAGCAAGGGGAUGCGAUAAUAGCCAACGCUGACUACAGGAAAGGAGGGGAUGUGUUCGGCAUGUAACGGCAGUGUACUUGGAUCUGCACGGAACUUCGACAGUAUUAAGAAUUUUGUGUUGCAUUGUUUCCUUCUGAAAGGAACGACAUCCUAUUACUACAGACAUGUUUUUUUUUCCUGUUGUAUUUUGUGUGUGUGUUUUAACAUUGUUAGCUUGUUGAAACCUGUAUUUAUUGAUAUGUAAGACAUAGUUUUUAUUCUUAUAAAUAUGUUAUUUUUGAAA